GCUUUUAAACAAUUCGCUGACGUAAACACAUAAAGUUGUUGACGCCAGAGGAAGCCCCCGAAAUAAACGAGAGGCUUCUUCCUUCUGGUUGCGGACUGCGCGUGCGUGCGUGUGUGUGUGUGUGCCUGUCCGCCCAGCUUGCUUUUUUCUCUUGCCGGUCUGGUGAUAAAGAAAGCGCGGGCGCGACGUGGACGUUGCUGAUCUUUAGAGGGCGCAAAUACAACCAGCCGACUCGCUCCACACGUGCAACCAGCAAACUCAACUGCGUCGUAGUCCCCUCCCUCCCUCCCCUCUGCUGCUUUCAGACGGUCAGGAGCAACAGUAACCACCAGAAUACAGCAGCGAAAAAAGAAGAUCACCGUUGUACGCUUCUCCUUUGAUUUCCCUUUGUGUAAGCUUCUUUUUUUCUUCUUGGUUUUCUUUUUGAGAGGAACUCAAACGAACCUUUUAAAGCUAGACUAAAUUCUUUAUUUCUAUGAAGAAGGGAAACACUCUUAGUGGAGAAACGUGCUGAUGCGCUACUCGUAUUAUAGGGGACUCAUCCACGAGGAGCGCCGCAAACGUGGGCCGCACUACGGCCGACAGGCCCGCAUACGUCAGCUGACAGUCCUCACCGUUCUCCUGCUCGGGCUGUACGUUGCCUGCACCUACAACAUUUGGCGCCACCCGCGGCCCAUUCAACACGUGUGGAUUGAUGAUGUGUUGGUGGAGGUGAUCUCUGAAAACUGGAUCGAUCACGCGCGCAGUGGUCUGCUCUGCCUCGGCCUGUGCUGCGCGGGGCUGCUCGGACUAGCGUACCUGUGCGCUGGCGUGCGUGUUUCCAGUGCCUCCCCGGUGGACGGCGCGGACGGCGCAGCUUCUCGCGCACGCGAGUCGCGUGGAAAGCGUGGUGGGCAGAAGCCGGAAAAGGACAUCUCAACGAUUGCGGUCCCCGCCUGGGCUCGCCGUCGCGCGGCGGGGCAGCAGCCGAUAUCCCUCACCUCGAUGGAGGCGUUGCGCCACACGAGCGACGGCGUCGGCGCAGCGGCCACCGCUGCGGAUCGCACGAGCGCCUUCGACGAGCGGCGCCCGAUGCGCACCGACAACGACCUCAACGCCUUUUUGGCCUACGAAGCCGCACACGUCCGGCAACAGCAGCGGCAGCGCCUCUCCGUCGCUGACGGCGCUGGUGUGCGCUACCGCGGCACCGCGGAGGACAACAUCUGUCAGAGCGACGUCGAUGUCGUCGGUAGGGAUGCGCUGAGCGUGACCUAUGAAGGCGGCGGGGUACAGCGCCGCUCCAAUCGCAGCGGUGGUGGUGGUGCGGACUCUGCGGCAGCCGCAUCGUCUUUCCCGUUUGCCAGCGUCGGUGCCGCACCGACGCCCUCCACGCUGCCCUGGGCAGAGCUGGGGAUUUCCCACGUCGAUGAAGCCUUGCAGCGCACGCGGGAGUGGAUGAGCGACGUGUGCCGCAAGCUGAUCGACGACAUAGACCAGUGCGACCGCUGGUUCAACGAGCACCAAAUCGAAGCCUACGACUGCCACCACUCGCUACAGGAGCUGCUGCCUGCCCCGACUGCCACCGCCGCAGCCACGGCACCGUCGCAGGCUCGGCCCGGCAGCUGGUGGGGCACGACGAGCGCAGCACCGUCUUUCAGUGUGCCAGCAAGCCCGCAACUCGAGUCGAAGCUGACCGCCCUCCUACGCGAGAAGGCGUACUGCCGCCAGGCCCAGCAAGGGAUGCAGGAACUCGACACCGCCCUCCGCUACGACCAACGACUGGCGCUCGAGGCGCGGCUGGACAUCAGCGGCACCUUCCCCUCCCCCGCCUCCUCCGUCGCGCAGCCCACCAACGCGGCUUUGACGGCGAUGCGCGAGUACGUCGUGGACCGUCUACGCACCUUUGCGAAGCAGCGAUUUUUGGUUUCCUACCACGCGAGUGGCGGCGACGCGGCGACGUGGCGCAGCGGGUACCCGUGCGACGCCCAUCUCCUCCUGCACGUCCUGCGCGUGUCCGUAAAAGGACUGAGCGAGUACGUGCGGUUUGGGUAUCAGACGGGGACGCAGACGCAGGACCUCGCCUUGUGUGUCGGUGACACCGGUGAGCCGUACUUCUACGUGCGCUUUCGGCAAGGCAGCAGUGAGACGUUGCUGCCGACACGACAAGGGCCGACGUCGCUCAUGGAGGCGGUAUUGGCCUUUGCCGCAGUGAUCCAUACAUACCACCGUGACGUGUUCGGAGGCGUUCGUGGGACCGUAGACUUGGCGGAGGUGGGGCUGCUGAGGGCGGUGGCGGAGAACCGUCCAUCGGACUGGGGAGUAGGGGCUGAUGCGGAGUGGUGA
Messenger RNA from Leptomonas pyrrhocoris, 2322 nucleotides. RefSeq lists its product as hypothetical. The record is from RefSeq and is a predicted model, not a curated record. Gene Ontology annotation, cellular component: membrane. The transcript has a single exon. The coding region runs from base 514 to 2322 and encodes 602 amino acids. Lineage: Eukaryota; Euglenozoa; Kinetoplastea; Trypanosomatida; Trypanosomatidae.